GGGAGGGGGGGGGGGGGGGGGGUAGAUUAGCACGGCGUCGGUGGCCGGUGUCUCUUUCAGACGACAACAAACACGAGAGUGAUUGAGAGAAAAAACGCGCACAAGGCAGAACCCCCAUUCGCAGCCGCUCGUCCUCGGCCACCAUCAGCGUCUCUCCCGAGCUCCGUGACAUCUCCAUCCAGACCUCCGGCGUUCAAGCAUGUCCCUGUCCGGCUCGCAGACACCAGAGGACGGACUCUACGGCUCCUGGGUCGAGCUGGAAGAGCUGAUUACAGCCGCCAGCCUCAGGGAGAGUCCGACAGGGCCGCAGGACAGCGUCUCCUCCGGCCUGCAGGGGGAGCUGGAGAGGAUCCUUCUGGAGGCACAGCUGGAGUGUGAGAGGAGUAGAGACAGUCCUACACAGGAGGGGACUCCACAGUGCCCCGGUUCCCCGAGGCCCACUAGUGAGCAUGACAGUGACUGUAUCACCAUCCAGGAGGAAGCUGAGCGGCGAGUUGACACGGACUGGGUGUGGGACUGGUCCAGUAGACCUGAAAAUAUGCCACCAAAAGAGUUUGUGUUUCAGCACCCGAAGCAGCAAAGCUCCCUCAGCGUGAGGAAGACGGAGGUGAUGAAGAGAGGACUCUUCUCCUCCAAUGUUUUCCUCAUCCUUGUUCCCUCUCUGCUGUCUUCCCACCUGCUCACACUUGGAGUCGGGUUCUACAUAGGAAGGCGUUUGGCCGCUUCGACAACGAGCACGCUGUGACGUCGGCUGUUGCCCAGCUCCCCCCCCCCUUCGCUAACAGCCCGGCCAUUAAGGUCGGACUGUUAGCGCACUAAUAUGCCUCCUUCCUUCUCCGUCAUGGGGCAACCUUAGGACCCUGCCUGUCUGUACCUCUUUCUCUCUCUCCAUCUGUCUACCCAGCAGCACUCUGCCAGUGUGUCUCUCUUCUCAGCCUCUGCAUGUCGUAGAGCCCGUUACCAAUGAGUCAGACUGAGGUCAUUUUUACUCUCCCGGAGAAUAACACUGAUCUCAGCCAGCAUUAUCAGAGAGGAGAGAUUGCCCAGAUACAAGAGAAAGGAGAGGAAUAGUUUUAGCCAGCUAGAACAAUAAAUCCCUUUGAUUGGAGGAGAUGAAACCGGUGAUUUGGGAACAGCGUGUUCGGACGAAGUGAGAAAGAUAAGAUGUGGUAGACUUUCGCCCCCAAACCUUCAAAAAAAGCAAAAUGUCCUUUGUCAAAAUGAAUAACCCUCUGUAACACUGAGCUGCUGAGCGCGACUCUGGGGUUUUAUCCUGCACUGAUGGUGUGUCUAAUGUAGAGACUUGUAGUUCGCUGAGUGAAUGUAGGAGUGGCUCUGGUUGUGCUUUUUGUCCCGUAAACCAAUGAAAUAUUUGACCAUCGACAAAGACAAUCAUGAUCCCAUUAAACUUCACUCCUCAAAACCUU
Cyclopterus lumpus (lumpfish) is the source of this 1427-nucleotide messenger RNA. RefSeq lists its product as uncharacterized. Lineage: Eukaryota; Metazoa; Chordata; Actinopteri; Perciformes; Cyclopteridae. The transcript is spliced from 6 exons. Gene Ontology annotation, biological process: positive regulation of apoptotic process; mitochondrial outer membrane permeabilization. Bases 200 to 745 code for a protein of 181 amino acids. The record is from RefSeq and is a predicted model, not a curated record. Gene Ontology annotation, cellular component: mitochondrial outer membrane; nucleus; mitochondrial envelope.